CCCGGCGCAGGUGAGCCCGCGGCGGGACCGGAUGGGUGCGAGGUGCCCGGUGUUUAGCAUUGCCCGUGGUGCAGUCGGCCUGGUGCUAGUUCCCCGUGGCCCACAGGCGGCAUGGCGGCGCGUAGUGGCUAGGCGAGGCGGAGCCUGGGGGGAGCCUACCCUGAAGGAGCGAGGACCUCGUUCGUAACGCUGGCACGGCGGAGAGACAGGUGUUGAAACUUCAGUGGGCCAUCUUCGGCCUGAGGAAGUUCUUUCUUGAAAUUUGGCAGCUUACAAUGAGUGCACCAAAUAAAGCGAUAGAACUACAGCUGCAAGUGAAGCAAAAUGCUGAAGAGCUGCAGGAUUUUAUGAGAGAAUUGGAGAGCUGGGAAAAAGAUAUUAAAGAAGUGGACUCUGAACUAAGGAAACAAAGUGGUGUCUCAGAAGAGAAUUUGCCACCGAUUCGAAACAAGGCUUUUAAGAAAAAGAAGAAAAGCAAAAGUAAAGUCGCUUCAAAGAUAACCACUGAGGAAAACAAGAAAAACAAGAUCAAGUCUUACGAUUAUGAAGCAUGGGGAAAACUUGAUGUGGAUAAGAUACUUGAAGAACUUGAUAAAGAAGAUAGUACUCAUGAUUCUGUAUCUCUAGAAUCAGACUCUGAAGAAGAUGGAAUUCGUAUAGAUACAGAAAAGGCUCUUGCAGAGAAGGAAAAGGGUAAUAACUACUUCAAACAAGGGAAAUUUGAUGAAGCUAUAAAAUGCUACACUAGAGGAAUGCAUUUCGAUCCAUAUAAUCCGGUAUUGCCCACAAACAGAGCAUCAGCAUUUUAUAGAAUGAAAAAGUUUUCUGUUGCAGAAUCUGACUGCAAUUUAGCACUUGCUUUAGAUAAAAAUUACACAAAGGCUUAUGCCAGAAGAGGGGCUGCUCGCUUUGCUUUGAAAAAUCUUCAAGGUGCUAAAGAAGAUUAUGAAAAAGUCUUAGAGCUGGAUGCAAACAACUUCGAAGCAAAAAAUGAACUGAAGAAAAUUGAUCAGGCUCUGUCAUCGAAAGAAAGCUCAGAACAGAAAGAGUUUGAUGGUGUGGUCAGGCCUGAACUAACAGAGGAAGAGAAGCAGCGCAUUGAACACCAGCAGCUCAAGCAGAAGGCUAUUACAGAAAAAGAUCUGGGUAAUGGUUAUUUCAAAGAAGGAAAAUAUGAGGCUGCAAUAGACUGUUAUACCCGUGGUAUAGCAGCAGAUGGCACCAAUGCGCUUCUGCCAGCUAACAGAGCCAUGGCCUACCUAAAGAUUGAAAAAUAUGAAGAGGCAGAAAAUGACUGUACACAAGCUCUGCUCUUAGAUCCCUCUUAUUCUAAAGCCUUUGCCAGAAGAGGAGCUGCCAGGGUUGCUCUUGGAAAGCUAAAAGAAGCUAUGCAAGAUUUUGAAGCUGUUCUGAAGUUGGAACCUGGAAAUAAACAAGCAAUAAGUGAACUCACUAAAAUAAGGAAUGAAUUAGCUGAGAAAGAACAGUGGACUCAAGAAUAUCCUGCAGUAUUGGUAAAAGAAUCGGAAAUAAAAAAUAUAGUGAAACUGAGUCAUAAUCCAUCACUCCUGAAAUCAACAAAGCCUUUGCAAAGAAUAGACAUUGAAGAAAUUGAUGAUGACACACCAGACAGUGAUUUGCCCAGCACUGCUUCUUUAGUCAAGAACUGUAGGAAUUCAGCGACUGCUGAAAGAACACAGAAUCUAGAUCAGGAUGAUCAGUUAGCUACAAUGGACAUUCCAAAAGCAAAGCACUUGAAAAUAGAAGAAAUCAGUGAUACAUCAGCAUUACAGCUUUGUGGUAGUGUGAAAGGAAUUUCAUCAGUGUUGGAUUCAUCAUUCCCUUUGAAUGGACAGAGAGAAAAAGAAAUCAAAGGGUCAUUUAAAUCUGCUUCUCCAGUCCCUGCCAUUCCUGCGAAUUCUUUCCAGCUUGAAUCCGACUUCAGGAAGUUGAAAGGCUGCUCAGAAAAUCUGUACUUGUACCUAAAGCAAAUAGAGCCUUCACUUUAUUCAAAACUGUUCCAGAAAUCCUUAGAUCCAGACUUGUUUAACCAGAUACUGAAAAUUCUGCAUGAUUUCUACAUCGAGAAAGAGGAGCCAUCUCUCAUCCUUGAAAUCCUUCAGAGGCUAUCUGAAUUAAAAAGAUUUGAUAUGGCAGUAAUGUUUAUGUCAGGCGCAGAGAAAAAAAUGACACAAGUAUUGUUCAAUCAUGUGAACCACAUGGGAUUGAAAGAUGCUUCUGUUGAAGAAUUGGAGAAGAAAUACGGCAUUUUCUCUUAGUGAGAUGACCGAUGUGUAAGUUUCUGUUUCCGCACCUCUUCCAUGUGGAAAUCACCUGAUGGAGCCUAUAAAGACUGGAAUUCUGUUGCUUUUGUAUAAGUAAUAAAACUCUUAAGCUUGGUUUAGCGAAAUGGCAAGUGCCUGAAGAGAUAAUUAUUUAGUUCUGCAGGUACAUUUGCUUCCCACCACCUGAAACAAUGCAGAUCUACAUUGUUUUCAGUGGAAUCUGUUUGCCUAAAAAACAAUUGGGCAGAUUGGCGUUCAGAAUUUGAACUGUAGAUAGAGAUCUUUAUUAAAAUAAAAAUAUUUAUAAACAUGUCUUUAGUAAGAAUCAAAUGGUGUAUAUUACAAAUGUGCAUGUUUUUUUAUUUUAGAAAAUAAACUGAAUGUUGAAGAUACUAAA
Molecule: messenger RNA, 2682 nt
Organism: Strigops habroptila (Kakapo)
Lineage: Eukaryota; Metazoa; Chordata; Aves; Psittaciformes; Psittacidae
Gene: RPAP3
Product: RNA polymerase II associated protein 3
Exons: 17
Coding region: 276-2279 (667 amino acids)
Molecular function (GO): protein binding
Source: RefSeq, a predicted model, not a curated record